This is a messenger RNA of Racocetra persica, 270 nucleotides long. NCBI's taxonomy places the organism in Eukaryota, Fungi, Glomeromycota, Glomeromycetes, Diversisporales, Gigasporaceae. The record is from the annotation of a GenBank genome assembly.
AUGGCAAGAGUAAGACGCAACAGAAGAAAUCAUCAAAGAAAUAUGGCAAACUUGGCUCCAAACAUGAUUGCUACACCCAACUUUGCAAUUGCUACACCCAACUUUGCAAUCCCAAACUUAAGUACUAUCAGGCUACACGCGGAUCUCUCAAAUGGCGUGUCAAAUUUAUUUGAGCCAGAAACAGCUACAAAUCAAUCGAAUAAUCCACAAGAACAAUUGGGCCUUGUCAAAGAUUUCUUGUCCGGUAUUGAGCUCUCGUUUACCAACUAA